Messenger RNA from Closterium sp. NIES-67, 1786 nucleotides. Lineage: Eukaryota; Viridiplantae; Streptophyta; Zygnematophyceae; Desmidiales; Closteriaceae. The record is from the annotation of a GenBank genome assembly.
CUCCACCUUCCACCUCCCUCCCAUGGCCAUCCCAUGGUGUUCCUCCUCAACCCUCCAAAUCCCUGGGAUCUAUUCCCAAGGGCUGUUGUAAACACUUGGUUCCAGGCAAUCAUUCCGGAUAAAUAUCUGCGCAAGGGCAUUGUAGUUGGCCUCACCCACGUUAGUGAGGAUCGACAGAUCGACUGCUCACUUGGGUUUGUUGUUUCGAGUAUUACACCAGGUCCAGUCUUAUAACCUUGGCAGCUAGGAACCAUGCGUGUUUGCUAGGUGCUAUAUACUGACAGCUCAGCCAAUCGCAAAUGGCUGCACUUACUAACAACACUUCGAUUGCUAACCCGAAGUUGGCUCGAACCUCAAAACCGUCCAGAUCAGCUAGCUCACCAGAUAGAGCUCAGCAAGGGUUACGCGUUGAUCAGCUAGCAUCAAUCAGCGGAGACGUCAAGCGUCGACCCAGAUUCAGCAGAAACCUUCCAGUGAGGGCCAGCUUCUCUGGUUCUCGAUCUUCGCAGAGGUGGCAGAGAAGUGGAGCCCAGUCCGACAAUGAGCACUCGAAGCACUUCCUUCGCCAGUGCGCACCCAAUCCCCGGGACGUCCCUCCACGUAGAGCUGCACCGCCUGCUGGUGGUUGGCGAGAGGACACUGGAAUAGCCAGUGAAAAGGACUGGGGCAUAGAUCUGAAGAGCCAACCAGUUAACGAGUGCGGCAUUAACGAGGAUGGCAGCACGUGGUAUAGAGAGAGCGGAGAGGACAUGGGGGAUAAUGGCUAUCGAUGCCGCUGGACGAUCAUGGGCGGACGACACCCCAACGGGGCGUCGGAAUGGAAGGAAACUUGGUGGGAGAAGAGCGACUGGACGGGGUACAAGGAGCUGGGCGCGGAGAAGUCGGGCAGAAACGAUCAGGGCGACAGCUGGUGGGAGACGUGGCAAGAAGUAUAUGUUGUGGAUAACUGGAGCGGUAUUCCGAGAAUAGAGAGAAGCGCCCAUAAACAAGCCAAAUCGAGACAAGAAAACGUCUGGAACGAGAAAUGGUGGGAGAAGUACAACGGCAAGGGGUGGACGGAGAAGGGGUCGCACAAGUACGGGCGGUCCAACGACCAGUCGUGGUGGGAGAAGUGGGGCGAGCAGUACGACGGCCAAGGCAUGGUGCUCAAGUGGACGGACAAGUGGGCGGAGAAGGACGAUGGCACCAAGUGGGGAGACAAGUGGGAGGAGCGGUUCACGUCGGGGGUGGGGCACAGACAAGGGGAGACCUGGCACGUUGAGAACUCAGGCUCCCGCUGGUCAAGAACGUGGGGCGAGGAACACUUCGGCGAUGGCAUGGUGCACAAGUAUGGGAGGAGCACCAGCGGUGAACAGUGGGAUGUCGUGGUGGCAGAGCCGACAUACUAUGAGGGGAAGCCGCACUAUGGCUGGGAUGAAGCCGUGGCCAACUCCUCGCAACUGCUAUCCAUAGAGAUCAGGGACCGCACAGAACCCAGUGCCUUUGGGGACUAUGGUCGAUCACAAGGCAUUAACCCAGCAGCUCAAGACGACUACCCUAAAAAUGGCAGACCACCCAUGUAUGACAGCUCGCCGUGAAGCCUUGGAGGAGUUGUGACUACCGGUAGUGGCUAGACUGGUUUGAAAAAACAGUCUGUUUUACUUGCUCAACUCCAGGGCUCUAGUUUGCAGAUUGCAGUGGGGUCAGGGCUUUGUAGCAAUCAUAUUGAGCUAGCAAUACAUUGGCAUAGUGAUUCUUCAAAUGAGGUCCGAGGUUAUACUGUAUUGGUGUAGCGGUUUCGAAUAGA